UUUCGUACGCGUCAGAGUGUCGAGUUUCAAUGGUGGUUAAUGGGAGUGUACCGAGGCAUAGGAUUUUAGUGUCGGCGGAGAGCGCGGGUGAAAUCGAGGAAUAGUUCUGGAACGAUUCCGGGUGGUUCUGUUUGUUUUUUAUUUUGUUUGCCUUCCUCACUCGCAUCGUCUACCCCUUCCAUUCUGCUGCAAUGUUCCUGGAGGAGUUGUAUAGGGAUUAGUGGCGGUUAUUCGAAGAGUCAGCAGCCUAAUAUAUCUAUAGAUAUACACACAGGAAGAGGUAGAGUGAGAUAGCCGAAGAUAAAAAAAAGAAGAAAAACAACGAAUGCAAGAGAAGAGUGAACAUCAUAUACGUGCUGUUCACUCAUACACACAUUUGAACAGAAAAAAAUAAAUCCGUCAGCGGCCAUCUGUAAAUCGCCCACCAUUUGGAUCAAGUGACAAUUGGUGAAGAGUGAGGAGGGACAUUCCUGUGAAAUUUGAAUAUACCGUGCGUGCGUGCAAGAGAGUGUUCUUUUUCUUUCUUUCCCUCUUCCGACUUCUGUUUGUGUUUUCGUUCCUUUGGUUCCGUUCCUGUGUCUUCUCUUUGUCGCUAUGGAGGCCGUAGCCAAGCACGAAUUCAAUGCUACAGCUGAGGACGAGCUCAGCUUCAGGAAAGCCCAAGUGCUCAAGAUCCUAAACAUGGAAGAUGACAUGAACUGGUACAGGGCCGAACUGGACGGCAAGGAGGGGCUGAUACCCAGUAACUAUAUUGAAAUGAAAGACCACAACUGGUAUUAUGGCAGGAUAACAAGGGCAGAUGCUGAGAAGCUGCUGAAUACGAAGCAUGAGGGCGCCUUCCUUAUAAGGAUCAGUGAAUCGUCACCAGGCGAUUUUUCUUUAUCAGUAAAGUGUUCUGAUGGCGUGCAGCACUUCAAAGUCCUCCGAGACGCACAGGGUAAAUUCUUCCUUUGGGUGGUGAAAUUCAAUUCACUCAAUGAAUUGGUUGAGUACCACCGCACAGCAUCAGUCUCCCGCUCACAAGAAGUCAAACUUCGAGACAUGGUUGCAGAAGAGUGUUUAGUGCAAGCCUUAUACGAUUUCACGCCGCAGGAGCACGGGGAAUUGGAAUUUAAACGCGGCGAUGUAAUUACCGUGACGGACAGGUGUGAUCAGCACUGGUGGAACGGCGAAAUCGGCAAUCGCAAAGGUUUGUUCCCGGCUACCUAUGUAACACCGUAUCGCUCAUAAUGGAAGAUGAUCCACACAUCUGCCUUCUUCCUUCACACAUUGCAUAUUCUUUUUGACACAAAUCGAGGAAUGAAAUGCGAGCCAGCGCAAAUC
Molecule: messenger RNA, 1323 nt
Organism: Nicrophorus vespilloides
Lineage: Eukaryota; Metazoa; Arthropoda; Insecta; Coleoptera; Silphidae
Gene: drk
Product: protein enhancer of sevenless 2B
Exons: 5
Coding region: 595-1230 (211 amino acids)
Molecular function (GO): protein binding
Source: RefSeq, a predicted model, not a curated record